Messenger RNA from Paramecium sonneborni, 1679 nucleotides. NCBI's taxonomy places the organism in Eukaryota, Ciliophora, Oligohymenophorea, Peniculida, Parameciidae. The record is from the annotation of a GenBank genome assembly.
AUGAAAUCUUCAGAUCAGCAUUAAUAAAAUUCAGUUGGUUGGCUUUUAAAUUUAGUAGGUAAGUUUUCUUAAAAAGAUCUGGAAAAAUCAAAUUUAAAAGAAAUUGGAGAAGAAUAUAUGAAAAAGAUAUUACUCUAUCCUUAACUUUAAUCAGGAAAUGUUUUUACUUACAAUUCAUAAAAAUAAGAAUUCACUGAGAAAUUCUUUCAUAUAUAUCCUAAUAUCCUAAUAUGUUAACAUGAUAAAAUUCAUACUCAUUUAAUUUUGAGUAAUUGCAGUAUUUAAAAAGAGUUAAUCCAAUAUAAAGAAUCUAAAACUUAUGGAUUAAUUAUUUCAAAUAAUUUAGGAAAUACUUAUUUAUUCUUUUCAUAAUUUAUUUAAUAUAGAAAUUGGUAUAAAUUAAUGAAAUAAUAUUGUAAAUUGAAUGAUUUUUUUGGAAAAUACAAAUUAACUGAUAGAAUGUUGCCAGGGAUUUAUCAAUGUUACAAGAAAUCUGUAAGAUAUUUUAAUCAUCAAUAUAGAAUAAUGCUUUAUUUACAGUUUAAAUUUAUAAAAUGGAAGAUUUUGAACAAUGGCCUGAAAUAGAAGAAGUUGUUCAUAAUGAAAUAUAAAUGCUACGAUCUAUUAAACAUUAAAAUUUAUUACAGUUAAGAAGAGUUUAUGAAGAUGAUUCAUAUUUAUUUAUCCUAUAUGAACAUUUUAAAGGAGAGUCACUUUAUAAUUUAAUAAUAACAAAUCCAUUACACGAAGUUCAAAUAGCUUCAGUAAUUAGUAUAUCUAUUAAUUUAGAUUGUUUAUUAGAUUUUACAACUAUUAAAAUUUUUAGAUAAACACUAAUUUUAUCAUGGAAAUUUAAAUCCUCUAAAUAUAAUUAUUAAUUCUAAUAAUUAACUUCUUUAAAUAUUUUUAAUUAACUUAUCUUUCAAAGUAACAAAUGUAUUUAUGAAUAGUAAUAUAGAAUAAAUGAUAAACUAGAUUGGAUUUUAAAUAGAUAAAUUGAAGGUUUCAUAGCACCAGAGUUUUAUAAUGGAGUACCACCAAAUAUUGCUUCUGAUUUAUAUAGUUUAGGAGUUUUGCUCUAUUUUAUGACAUUUCCAUCAUAAUUACCAAAUGAAAAACAUUUUGAUAAAUAUGAAAUUGACACUACUAAAAUUUAGAAAUUAUUAUAGAAAAAAUUGUCCUAAAUUCCUAAUGAAGGAAUAUCUCCACUUGAUAAAUCAUUAGAAAAAAACAUUAGUAUGAGUGAAUUGGAUUUAUUAUUAAAAUUAUUAGAAUCUAAUCCUAGUAUUUAUUUCUUAAAAAAUAGAGCAAAGAAUUACUAUUUCUGAUAGUAUGAAACAUCAUUGGUUUGUGAAUAUUAAGAGUAAAAUUAAAUAGUUGAAUGUUGUUAAAAAGAAAAAGGUGGAGCUGCCUUCGUUAAGAACAAUAAUAGAAUUAAGAUCUUAAAGUGAAUUGGAUCUAAAGGUUUAAUCUUAAUUAUCAAAUAACCGACGACAAUCUAAAUUAACUGUAAAUUAAGUUGAUGAUUUUGAUGUAGGUAAUCUAUUAAAAUAUUAAAGUUAGUUCCUGAUGAAGGACAUCCUUUAGAGUAGGUUGCUGAUUUGGAUUUUUGUUAGUUAUUAAGAAGCAGUACUUAAUUAAGAAAAUUAUAAACACUAAGUAAUAAAUCUAUUGGAUGA